CUGCACCUACACUUCCUUCUUUCCCAGGCGGCUGCCGAAGAUGGCGGAGGGGCAGGUCCUGGUGCUGGAUGGCCGAGGCCAUCUCCUGGGCCGUCUGGCGGCCAUUGUGGCCAAGCAGGUACUGCUGGGCCGAAAAGUGGUGGUUGUGCGCUGUGAGGGCAUCAACAUUUCUGGCAAUUUCUAUAGAAAUAAGUUAAAGUACCUGGCCUUUCUCCGCAAGCGAAUGAAUACCAACCCUUCUCGGGGUCCCUACCACUUCCGGGCCCCCAGCCGCAUCUUCUGGCGGACUGUGCGAGGCAUGCUGCCACACAAGACUAAGAGAGGCCAGGCAGCCUUGGAACGCCUCAAGGUGUUUGAUGGGAUCCCACCACCCUACGACAAGAAAAAGCGCAUGGUGGUCCCGGCCGCCCUCAAGGUCUUGCGUCUGAAGCCUACAAGGAAGUUUGCCUACCUGGGGCGUCUGGCUCAUGAAGUCGGCUGGAAGUACCAGGCAGUGACAGCCACCCUGGAAGAGAAGAGGAAGGAGAAGGCCAAGAUCCAUUACCGGAAGAAAAAGCAGCUUAUGAGGCUACGGAAGCAAGCAGAAAAGAAUGUGGAGAAGAAAAUCAACAAGUUCACAGAUGUCCUCAAGACCCAUGGACUCCUGGUGUGAGCCAAAUAAAGACUUUAUGCCUCA
Molecule: messenger RNA, 676 nt
Organism: Castor canadensis (American beaver)
Lineage: Eukaryota; Metazoa; Chordata; Mammalia; Rodentia; Castoridae
Gene: Rpl13a
Product: ribosomal protein L13a
Biological process (GO): translation; negative regulation of translation
Cellular component (GO): ribosome; cytosolic large ribosomal subunit
Molecular function (GO): mRNA binding; structural constituent of ribosome
Source: RefSeq, a predicted model, not a curated record